This is a messenger RNA of Scleropages formosus (Asian bonytongue), 2831 nucleotides long. RefSeq names its product kelch-like family member 17 (gene klhl17). The transcript is spliced from 11 exons. Lineage: Eukaryota; Metazoa; Chordata; Actinopteri; Osteoglossiformes; Osteoglossidae. Gene Ontology annotation, molecular function: protein binding. The record is from RefSeq and is a predicted model, not a curated record. Bases 389 to 2161 code for a protein of 590 amino acids.
AGUGUCGGCCCGGCUGAACUGCACGCGUCGCCUCGCUGCUUGGCGACGGUCUUCAGGUUGGAACCAGUCCAGCGGCCCACGUUGUUUAAAAACCAAGCUGUGCCGGACGUGCGUCUGUUUGUCGUCGAUUUCACCGUGUUUGAGGGAGGUACAGCUGGAUCUCGGCGUCGGACCGAAACGUAUCCUCUUCCUCGCCCGACCGUCUUCACGCGAUGCCGAACCGAACUCCCCGCAAGUCCGGACCGACCGUCUCGCUUUCGGUCGACUCCGAAGGGCGGCACGUUUCGCGAAAGUGUGUUUUGCGGCGCAGCUCAAGCAACGCGCUUGUUUUCCGCAGCUGUCAAGAGCGAGGCCGGGCAAGGACCAGGCCCCGGACCGCUGCCCCAAGAUGGAAGGCGGCAUGCAGCUCCUCAACCGCGAUGGCCACAGCAUAUCGCACAAUUCCAAGCGCCACUACCACGACUCCUUCGUGUCCAUGAGCCGGAUGCGCCAGCGCGGGUUGCUGUGCGACAUCGUGCUGCACGUGGCCAGCAAGGAGAUCAAGGCGCACAAGGUGGUGUUGGCCUCCUGCAGCCCCUACUUCCACGCCAUGUUCACAAAUGAGAUGUCGGAGAGCCGCCAAACCCACGUGACCCUCCACGACAUCGACCCGCAGGCCCUGGAACAGCUGGUGCAAUACGCUUACACUGCGGAAAUCGUGGUGGGGGAGGGCAACGUGCAGACUCUCCUUCCGGCCGCAAGCCUCCUUCAGCUCAAUGGUGUGCGGGACGCCUGUUGCAAGUUCCUGCUAAGCCAACUGGACCCCUCCAAUUGCCUAGGCAUCCGCGGCUUCGCCGACACGCACUCCUGCAGCGACCUGCUGAAGUCGGCGCACAAGUACGUGCUGCAGCACUUCGUGGAGGUGUCCAAGACCGAGGAGUUCAUGCUGCUGCCACUGAAACAGGUGCUGGACCUGAUCUCCAGCGACAACCUCAACGUGCCAUCGGAGGAGGAAGUGUACAGGGCGGUGCUAAGCUGGGUCAAGCACGACAUCGACGGCCGGCGGCAGCACGUUCCCAGGCUCAUGAAGUGUGUGCGGCUGCCCCUGCUGACGCGCGACUUCCUGAUGAGCAGCGUGGACACGGAGCUGCUGGUGCGCCACCACUCCGAGUGCAAGGAUUUGCUCAUCGAAGCGCUCAAGUACCACCUGAUGCCCGAGCAGCGAGGGGUCCUGAGCAACAGCCGCACGCGCCCGCGCCGCUGCGAGGGGGCCAGCCCCGUGCUCUUUGCCGUCGGGGGGGGCAGCCUGUUCGCUAUCCACGGAGACUGCGAGGCCUACGACACGCGCACGGAUCGCUGGCAUAUGGUGGCUUCCAUGUCCACGCGGCGGGCACGGGUGGGCGUGGCCGCCAUAGGAAAUAAACUGUACGCGGUCGGUGGUUAUGACGGCACGUCAGACCUGGCCACGGUGGAGUCCUACGACCCCGUGAGCAACGCGUGGCAGCCGGAGGUCUCCAUGGGGACGCGGCGCAGCUGCCUGGGCGUGGCCGUUCUGCACAGCUUGCUCUACGCUGUGGGAGGGUAUGAUGGGGCUUCGUGUUUAAACAGCGCAGAGCGGUUCGACCCCUUGACCGGCACGUGGACCUCUGUGGCGGCCAUGAGCACCAGGAGGAGAUACGUUCGAGUGGCCACCCUGGAUGGCAACCUCUAUGCAGUGGGUGGAUAUGACAGCUCCUCGCACUUAGCGACAGUAGAAAAGUAUGACCCACAGAGCAACACUUGGACAGCCAUCGCCAACAUGUUGAGCCGCCGGAGCAGCGCCGGCGUGGCCGUCCUCGAGGGCAUGCUCUACGUUGCCGGCGGUAACGAUGGAACCAGCUGCCUCAACUCGGUGGAGAGGUACAACCCGAAAACCAACACCUGGGAAGGCGUGGCUCCCAUGAACAUCCGAAGGAGCACCCACGACCUCGUGGCCAUGGACGGCUGGCUCUACGCUGUCGGCGGCAACGACGGCAGUUCCAGCCUCAACUCCAUCGAGAAGUACAACCCGCGCAGCAACAAGUGGGUGGCGGCCUCCUGCAUGUUCACGCGGCGCAGCAGUGUGGGCGUGGCCGUGCUCGAGCUGCUCAACUUCCCCCCGCCCUCCUCGCCCACCCUCUCCGUCUCCUCCACCAGCCUUUGACAAAGACUCCGCCCCCAGCAGGCCUCCACCGGGCCCUGCUGCUGGUCCAAGCGGCGGAACUGCUCCGUCUGACCCGCGGGGGACGACCGAGCGACAGGGAGGAGCAGGAGGAGCGGGAGAGCUGGAGGAAGAGGAGAGAGAGCGCGAGGAGGAGGCAGGCGCCCUUUCGGCUUGCGGCCUCGGCUCCCUGAGAACUCUGUUCCUGCUCCUGUGGAAGGACACCGUAGCAUUUGUCACCGGCCGAGAUGGUGACGGAAGACGUUUUCCUCUGGCCCUCUUGCCGUAACCCUUCCCAGCUCCCCGCCAGCCCCGGCGAUGGAUUCCCACACUCGUUCCGCGUGACAUCAUUUACAUGUACUAUAGCCCUGUGUUCUCCGUUUGGUUCGUGAGUUUUUUUUUAAGGUCAUUUGUCUACUAUUAUACAAGCAAAUGAAUGACUCUCCUGUAGGAAUGUAGCUAUUGACUCGUUUCCACCGUGCAUGUCCGCUGACGUUUUUUUUUCCCUCUUUUUUUUUUUUUUUCCCCCGCACUCCUAAGCUGCAGUGCCGUUACGCCACAGCAGGUGACGGCAAUGCUCAGAUCCGUGACGUUUUAUCGUGGCGGAGAAAAAGGCCGAAGGCGUGGGGAUGGAGACGAGGCGGUUUUUGAAGACGUGAAAAAAAAAAAAAAA